UCUGCUACCAAGAUGUCUGCAAUAGUACGUUUCCCAGAAAAACCAUACAAGCGGUAUUGGGUCGCAAAAGUUUACGACGAUGAAGUGGCAAAUAAACAGGUUUUCAGUGUUCUAAAUCCUAAAUGGUGUCAGCCAGAAAUAUUGAAAUGCCAGUUUCCUGCUGAUAUGAAAGUUAGUGAACAAGUGAAACAACGUGGUGAGAGCAUGAAGCCAGCGGAAUCGGAUUGGAUAACUUUCUCAUAUGUGUAUUUCUCUCAAACUGAUGAUAUUAAAUCUGCAUAUCGGCGAGUUGAACGACUGAGUAAAGGAGAAACGUUUGAAGAAUCUGAGCAAGUAAAGCGUUUGAGAAUAGCGAAUAAAAAGUAUGCUGAUGAUUACGAAAUCGGGGAAUUUUCAAAAUCUAGUGAGAAAGCUCUAUCGCAAGAAUCGACCAGGACUACGCCGCCCUCAGUGAAAAAGUCGUUAGCCAAGAAGCCCACACAACAAAACAUUUCAAAUUUCCCAUCUAUACCGAAUAGUAGUGUCCCCGAAGUAUCCGGAAAACGUGGGGUGGAUAGAGGCAAAUCUUUGAAAGCUGUCAUUCAAACGGCCACAGUCAGCACUGUUUCAAAUUCCGAAUCAUUAGAGAAAGAUAUGGUUGCGCCCGAAGGAUUAUUUAAGCGCAAUUGUCAGGUCACGUUGACGCGAUAUGAAGAUAUGAGCAACGACUCUGGUAUCAAUAUUGACACAAUUGAAGAACCAUCACAUAUAGAAGAUUUUGAAAGUUCAUACCAGGAGACAACGCAGGCAUCUAGAGCGACCAAUGCAAGCAAAGUCCGCGAUAUCAACUUCAUCAGUCAAAAGAGACGAAGCAAAAUCCAGAAAAAUACUUCAGAAUUAGAAAUGGUGUUGACUCCUGCUCAAAUGAGUCAUCUACUGAUCAAAAUGGAUCAGCGAAGUAAGCGAACAGAAAAAAUGGUGAUAGAGAUUAAAAAUAAUCGUACUGCUGGAGUCUUUUCUCCUUCUGGACUUCAAUUAUUGAAGGACAAGCUUCCCACAAUGCCUUUCGACGAUUGGAGUGAACUUGUGAAAUUUGAGGAUAGCAUAGCUAGCGAUGAUGGGGCUUCUAUAAAGAACGAUUUGUUGGCAUUCCUACAAAUGGUACCUGGUACUUCAGUAUAUCAAACUGCCAAAAACAUGAUGGCUACUCUGAUAUCCAUACCGCUAUCCCAGCUAUGUACUUUUAAAGGAACAUCUGUUAUUCGUGACAAAGGAAUAUAGAAAAACAAAUUUUCUCAAUCUUGCCCAACUAUCUUGGCUUGCAUUAGUGCUGCCUGUUUAUCCCGACAUCACGAUAAAUACGACCCCAAUCAAUUCAAAGCGUCUUUACAAAAGUUUUUUAUUGAAUCUGGAGAUAAAAAUGGGGGCACAGAGAAAAGAAAGAGAAAAAUCAACGAAAAAAAAUUAGAAGGACAGAUUCAACAAAAAAAUCUCUCAAAAAAUUCAGCAAGUGACAUCUUUGAAUCGUCGGAGGAAGACGUGGAAUCAUCUGGAAAUGAAGCAGCCAAUUUCAGAAAAAACAAGAGGAACAAUUUUGAUUGUAUUAGUUCGUACUUUAGUUCAGGUUCAUCAGAUUCAGAUAGUUGAAUUCUAUGUCCAACAUCGCCGUGAAACAUGAAUCGAAAAAUAAACAAAUUGUGGACUGUAAA
This is a messenger RNA of Daphnia magna, 1688 nucleotides long. RefSeq lists its product as uncharacterized. The record is from RefSeq and is a predicted model, not a curated record. Bases 13 to 1260 code for a protein of 415 amino acids. Lineage: Eukaryota; Metazoa; Arthropoda; Branchiopoda; Diplostraca; Daphniidae. The transcript is spliced from 7 exons.